Molecule: messenger RNA, 1050 nt
Organism: Actinia tenebrosa (Australian red waratah sea anemone)
Lineage: Eukaryota; Metazoa; Cnidaria; Anthozoa; Actiniaria; Actiniidae
Product: adenosine receptor A2a-like
Biological process (GO): G protein-coupled receptor signaling pathway
Cellular component (GO): membrane
Molecular function (GO): G protein-coupled receptor activity
Source: RefSeq, a predicted model, not a curated record
CUUCCCAAAUCAUUACCGAAAAUAUCCAUGUAACGUGAUGCCCAUGGCUCAAUAGCAUACUUUGCAAAAGACAGAAUGCUAAUGGCUGAGAAUUCAAACGUUACGAAUAGAGAAAUUUUAAAAGAAGGGCUGCCUUGGUAUUGGUGGUUUCACGGCGUGUCUGCUGUAACAUCGGUCCUCGGAAACCUCUUGGUUAUUUUUCUAAUCCUAACCCGUUCAUCUCUUCGUACAACACCUAAUUGGUUCGUACUCUCCCUGGCCGUGGCUGAUUUUCUAGUUGGAGCUGUAGUAUUUCCAUUACGCUUGGUAUUCGAAGUCGUUUUCCAAAACCGUCCAACAUCGAACUACUUUGUCAAUGUAGUGGAUUACUUUCUCCUCAAAGCCUCCAUGACAAACCUUUGUGUCUUGACUUUAAACCGGUACUUGUCAAUAAUGUAUCCUUUAAAACACGUCUACUUGAAAAAGAAAUAUAACGUGAUCAAGUUGAUACUAACAGCCUGGUUUAUCGCGUUUUUAUUUCCUUUAAUAUUCCUGUUGUUGAAUCUUUUUGUCAAAGACGCACUCAUAAAGAGAUACUAUAUUAUGUUUUUACUGAUAUUCUUAGAAAUAGUCCCUUGUGUGGCUUUGACGUUGGCCUAUCUUCAUAUCAUAUAUUUUGCCCGACGCCAACGAGAACAGAUAAAGAAACAAAAGAGCCAGUUGAAGCACAAUUAUCCAACAAGAAGAGUGAAAGAAAGAUAUAAAAAGAAUAAAACCAUGAUACGUGUUCUUGGUGGAGUCAUUGGAUUUUUUGUACUUUCAUACUUAGUUGAUAUCAGCCGUGUUUGGCUUAAGUAUAUCGAUCUAAACGAAGCUACAAACACAUCUUUACUAAGUAAAAUAUCUUUUCUGCUUCUCUAUGCAAAUUCCGCCGUUAAUGUGUUUUUCUAUGGUCUUUUUAAAAAAGAUUUUCGCGCCGAAAUUUGGAAAAUGUUUUGUGAGCUAUUUUCCAGGGGUAAAGAUCCGUCUCGGUCGUUUUUUUCUGCUGAGAAAAAGACUACCAAAUUGUGA